AAAAAACUUGCCACAGAAACUACUUUAAGAGCUCACUACUUGUACAAUGAGCCAUCUAACUUCUCUUUGCAAUUAAAGCCCACCUCAUAAAUUAAAGUCGUUUUGUAACUAGAUUUAUUUAUUUUUUUUGUUUUUUUUUUUUCUUUUAAACACACAUUUCUCAAUAUUUCUAAAUCGAAAUCUUGGCUGUCACCGUGUCACAGGUUCCGGUAACUGCGUGAAAUCACGAGCAUCAUUAAUGUAAAACGCGCGGAAAAGAAACAUAUAUUGUAUAUCCAUGACUUACAUUUUGCAAUUUCUUAUAUCGGUACAUGUUCCUGUAUCAUAUUUCAUCGCAAUCGCAAACUACGGAAGAGCCGCACUUUAUUCACGUUGUUCAGUUUUAAAUUACAAUACAGAAAUGAGUGUAUAAUGCAUAAAAUAUGGACAAAGGUUCUGCAAUUCAAUGCGACACUUCGAAAAACUGUGCUUUUUGCAUUGUUCUGUUCGAUUAAAUUGCAUUCACAGACAUUUGUCAAUGGCGCCUUUUCCGCCAAAAAAUUAAUUAUCCCCUCUUGUCGACGUCACGUCAGUCAUGCCUCUAGCGGGACAACCUACUCAAAGCUGACCCCACCCAAUUUCCCACCCAUAGUCGAAUUUCCAUUGGUUACUUCCACCCCUUCGACGGCUAUGUAGAUUUUUUACUGGGCCGUACCUUACGUCGCUCACGCCCAACAUUCCUUUCCCCUACGGUAAGUAGAGCGGAUAAGGGCGCAGGACCCGCCUACUACAGAAUUGUAUUGGGCCACAGUAUGAGUGCGCCGGCUCCGAUUGGAAGAUUUCAGUUACUGCUCGAUCCCCCUUCGCCGUGACGAGGUCAAGAUUGGUUGCGUUGUUUCUAAGUUGAUGUCAGCCCAAACGAAGCCCGAGAAACUCCUCCCGUCUUAAAAUUAUGAGUGACCAGCAGCAGGAUGAAAUGGCCGCGUUGGUGGAAGGCGGUGGAGGGUUUCUUCAAAAGCGAAACUCGAACACGGGACAGGACUCUCAGCAGCCGUCUCCUUUAGCUUUGCUCGCAGCAACCUGUAGUCGGAUUGACACUCCCGGCGAAGGUGAAGGGACAUCUGAUCAGCAGCAGCAAAAUCAGCUUCUAGACAUUAACCAGGCCCAGCUCACUCAGACAGCUAACGGCUGGCAAAUAAUCCCGGUCAGCGUUCAGUCGUCUUCCAGUUCCAACACUGUGACCACCAUGGCAUCCGGACAGGCUGCAGUGCCUGGUGAUGCAGGGAAGAACAGGCAGGCCGUUUCCACUGCGUCAGGGGGCCAGCAAGGGCAGCAGCAGUUUGUGGUGGCUUCUGCUCCGACUCUGCCGGGCCAGCAGGUUCUCACCACGUUGUCUGGGGUGGUGCCCAACAUUCAGUACCAGGUUAUCCCACAAUUCCAGACAGUAGAGGGACAGCAGCUGCAGUUUACCCAGCAGGACAGUUCAGCAACAGCAGCAGCAGGGCAGUUCCAACUGGUGUCUUCACCAGGGGGAGGGCAGCAGCUAAUUGCCACCACCAGCAGGGCUGCAGGAGCUGGAAACAUCUUAGCUAUGCCUGGUCUUAUCCAGCAAGCAAUUCCCCUACAGAACCUGGGAUUGGGCAACAUACAGAACCAGGCCCAGUUCCUUGCCAAUAUGCCUGUUUCAAUUAAUGGGAAUAUCACUCUGUUACCUGUGGCGACAGGAACAACUGGUGGAGGUGGUGGGGAUGCAGCAGGAGUUGGAUCUGGUUCCUCCCAGCAGCUUUUGCAGCAACCAGCAUCUUCUGCUGGUGGUACAGGUUUCUACACCAACACCAUCACUACCACCACCACUUCUCAAGCAGCUACCUCUUAUGGAGGUGGAACACAGGCUCAGAGCAGCAGUGGAGUUGGGGGAAAUGGAUUCCAGAGUUCUGGAGGUGGAGCCUCAGGCCAGUCAGAUAAUAGAGAUGGCCAGAAUCAGCAGCCACAACAAAUUGUCAUCCAGCCUCAACAACUCCUCCAAAGUGGCCAUUCCUUGCAGACCAUUCAGACAGGUGCUAUUUCCACUGGUGGCCAAGUUAUUGCAGCGCAGACUCUGUCUCAGGAUGCCCUGCAAAACCUGCAAAUCCAAGCCAUUCCUAACACCAGCCCCAUUCUCGUGCGUACCCUGGGCCCCAAUGGUCAAGUCAGCUGGCAAACACUGCAGCUGCAAAGCCCAGCUGGGGCUCAGAUUACUCUAGCUCCUGUGCAGUCGUUGCAGCCACUUCCGCAGUUGGCCCAAGCGCAGGCAGGUAGUGCAGGAGGAGUAUCAGUAAAUCCUGUGCAGCUGCCUGGCCUACAGACCAUCAAUCUAAACACACUGGGGAAUACAGGACUGCAGAUGCACCAGUUGCAAGGAGUCCCCAUCGCCAUUGCCAACACCGCUGGAGAGCCAGGGAUACAAACUGUCGGAGUGGGUGGAGACAGUCUGGAUGACAACACAGCAUUGGAUGAGGGUGGGGAGACCAGCCCGCAGCCGCCCACCCGACGCACACGAAGGGAGGCCUGCACUUGUCCUUUCUGCAAGGAUGGAGAUGGACGUAGUGAUCCUGGCAAAAAAAAGCAGCACAUAUGCCACAUCCCUGGUUGUGGCAAGGUGUACGGCAAGACAUCACACCUGAGGGCUCACCUGCGCUGGCACACCGGGGAGCGGCCCUUCGUCUGCUCCUGGUCCUUCUGUGGGAAGCGUUUCACACGCUCUGACGAAUUGCAGAGACAUAAGAGGACCCAUACAGGAGAGAAGAAGUUCUCCUGCACAGAGUGUCCUAAGCGUUUUAUGCGGAGCGAUCAUCUGUCCAAGCACAUAAAGACCCACCUGAACAAGAAGGGAGCUGCUACCAAUGCAUCCACUGACACCACUGCAUCAGCCCCUGUUGGUGUUGAUAGUGGGGCUGCAGGGGGUGUACCCUCGGACCAGCAUGGCCUCGUCACCAUGGAAACACUGUCGCCCGAGAGCAUUUCGCGAUUAGCCAGGAGUGGUGUCAACGUCAUGCAAGUGGCAGACCUCCACCCCAUCAACAUCAACAGCAACGGCUACUGAGUCAGAGGGCAGAGGGGGGUGAGAAAACAUAUAAGGGUUAAAAAAGGACUUUGGACUGGGGGUUUGCAUCAGUAUGGGCAAGAGUGGGGGAUUGUGGAGAGAACCUGGUGAGCUCAGCUUCACUUUGAGCGGUCUUGCGCCACAGGGCUGACAGAAUUACAGUGGGCUGAAGGAAGGAUUCAAGAUUCCAAAAGUGGACAGAUACUUUCCUUCCCCCCUUCUGAGUCACAAAAGACCCACAAGUGGUAUGGAGGCUGUUGGAGGUCGUGUUUGAAAACCACCCUCCCGGGUCCCCUCUGUCCGCUGUGCACACUACACUUUCUCAUGCCUACACUGCCUUUGAGGCUGGCAGCUCCCUUUCCCUCUCAGGUCACCUCUGCCCUAUUGGACAGGGCACACUCCAGUGUAGUGUUUUGUUCCGUCUCUGUGCUGCUGGGCCUAAUAUCUCCGGGACCCGUUCCGUCAGAUCGGUGGAUGUGGAGCCAGUUCGGGUCAUAAGUGACAACGAUCCCAGGAGCACUAAAUGUUUUUUUGAGUGGAAGGACACUGAAUUUUUGGCAGUUGUUUCGUUUCCCUUUUUAUGGUUGAUGCUAUAGGUACACAUUUAAGCCAUCAUGCUUUGAUAAACUUGUCAUAGCAAAAAUAUUUUUGUUUUUGGAUAGCUUGCUUUUUGUAUAUAAUAUAUAUUUUUUUCUAGAUUUCAAAAUCUACAAUAACUCACCAUAGGAAUGAUCAACUUAUAUGGUUGCCAGAGAUUGCCUUCUGUUGUGUGCCUCAUACAAGAACAAUCUUAAAUCUGUUAUCUUUGUUUUUUUUUUUUUUUUUUUUUUUAAUAUAAAUAGAUUUUGUGUGACCAAGUUUAUAUCAGGACAAGGAUAGAUUUGUCUAAGGCAAUGUAAGUGUCUAAUGCAGUCCAGUUUGGUUCUGUGCACAGUUCUGUAUACCACUGAUGUGACAGCAAUGGAUACAAAUUUUGGACUUGUAACCACUUGUUUGUAAAGGUUCAGAUCCCAGACAGGCAAUUUCAGUUGUACCUUUGAAGAGAUAUUGCCCCUAUUAUUCUUCGGUUAAAUGUCAGUCUGCAUUAAAUGGGAAAAAUUGAGAAUUGUAAGCUGUGUACAUUACUCCAUCCGCAGAUAUGUAGUACAUAAAUUAUUAAUGUCGAAUGUCUGAGGGGGGAAAGUUUAGCCCCUCUAUUUGGACUUCCCUCUAAAGUGUGUUGAAUUCAUUUUGAGUAAAGCUGUGGGGUUCCUUAUUUGACAUGUUAAAUAUUUUUAAUGUUAAAAUUACCACAGUAGCAGUACUACGGUGUAAAAUUUAAGCUCAAACCAAAGGUCUUGUCUCCAGUUGUAAGGUCAGUUGUUGGCACUGAAAGUGAAUACCUAAUCCAUGAUUAGUACUGAUAACAAAACAACAAAGGUAAAAUUGUGUCAUAUUCUUAGAAUCUAAUGAAUUGUCUGAAGUGUGACAACAGUAUGGGGCCUGGCUUUAGUUGUUUCCCACCUUCUGGGGUACUGCAACCAGUUGCUUUCUUUGUAUUAAGUUUUCUCAGAAGAAUUAUAUAAUGUGCUGUAGAAUUUUGUUACAAAUGGAAAAUUGGAUUAAGAGCUGUGCCAUAUUUUAGAUUACCUAUCUGAUUAAAAAGAUCUAACUUGUGGUAAGCUAACUUUUUUAACAUGAUAUAUCUUUUAAUACUCUGUUUUAUUUGAGUCUCAGAAAAGUAUGCAUGAGGUGGGCUACAGAUUGCAAGACAGAAGGAUACUGAUAAACCUUUAGAUUCCAAAGGUUCAUCAGUGCUUUGCAGUUUUCAUUUAAAUUAUGUAACUGUACAUUGAAAAAUCUCAAGUGAUUAUUAUUGGAAGGGCACAGUAUGUUGGUGUAAACUCUUUGAGUUAAUUUUCUUUCCAGAAAACUUCAUUUGGGGCCCUUAAACAUGAAUUUAUAUAAUUUUUCUCUUUUUAUAUAUGAGGGGUUGGUCUAUUUGUGAAUACUAUAACUACACAGGUGGCAACUGUAAGUUAAAUCAUGCAUACAAAGUGUGAUUUUUUUUGUCACUGUUGCUAUGUAAUUGUCUAAAUA
Molecule: messenger RNA, 5140 nt
Organism: Scleropages formosus (Asian bonytongue)
Lineage: Eukaryota; Metazoa; Chordata; Actinopteri; Osteoglossiformes; Osteoglossidae
Gene: sp1
Product: sp1 transcription factor
Exons: 6
Coding region: 932-3061 (709 amino acids)
Biological process (GO): regulation of transcription by RNA polymerase II
Molecular function (GO): RNA polymerase II cis-regulatory region sequence-specific DNA binding; DNA-binding transcription factor activity, RNA polymerase II-specific
Source: RefSeq, a predicted model, not a curated record